AUGACGACGAAAGACAAGUACAUCGGCACACAUAACGGCAAGUUCCAUUGCGACGAGGUCUUUGGCUGUUGGAUGUUGAGACAGCUCCCCGAGUUCAAGAAGCACGUUAUUUUGAGGUGGGUGUUGGUUGUUUUCUUCCUUAUUAUAAGCUGCAAAUGCUUUUGGGUAAUUUGUCUUUUUCAGAACACGGGAUCCGCAGAUUUUGGCCACCUGCGAUAUUGUACUUGACGUUGGAGGUGUUUUUGAUCAUUCCAAGAAGCGAUAUGACCAUCAUCAGCGGUAAGUGCCUUUAUUAGAUUGUCUUUGAUGUUUAGAUGCUAUUCCAAAGCGUUUUGGAGGUUCGAAUGAGCAAAGCAUUUCUUUACAGCGAAUUUAAUGAGACGAUGUCGACUCUUGCCUGUACUUUCGAAAACGGCAAGCUCAAUGCGAGAAAGUCUCUUCAGUAUAAUACAAAAUUGAGCUCGGCUGGUCUAAUCUAUGCUUUCUACGGGCAAGAGGUCAUACGACAGAUCUUAUUCGUGGACGGUCAGGAUGGUGUUGACGAAGAGACGAUCGACUUCUACUAUGAUCGACUUUACAAACACUUUGUUGAGUCUGUUGAUGCUGUUGACAAUGGAAUUAAGAGUCAUGAUGAGCCUUCAAAGUGAGUUUUUCUUUAGUUUAUUUAUGGAUUUAUCAUUUUUUCCUAAAAUUUCUUAGCUUUUGCCAAGGAUAACAUCGGAGGGUGUGCCAGAUGUCAAUUUUUAUGGAAUUUUUAUUUUAGAUACAUUAUCCCAGUGUCCCUGGAAGGUCUUGUUGAGGACCUAAAUCCGGCUUGGAAUGAGGAUUUUAGUCCUGAUGUUCAAUUCGAAAAAGCCAUGAAAGUCGUGGGUGAUAUCUUCAAAGACAAGGUCUUAUACAUCCACAAGAACUGGAUGCCAGCCAGGAAGAUUGUGGAGGACGCGGUUAACGGGAGAUUGAAGGUGAGUUGUUUUAUUUUAAUUUAUUGCCAUGUGCAAUAUAAUUUUUUAAAUUUUAGUGAAGUUUUGUCAUAAAAAUUGUCUCAAUAGACACUAUGGAUAAUAUUGGGUGCUUUUGUAGUCUGAUUUGACGAAAAAAAUUGAGAUUUUUUACACUUUUUAUAUUAUCCAUCUUCAGGUUGAUGAAGGCGGAAGAAUAAUGGUCCUGGAAGAGUGCUGCCCAUGGAAACAGCACUUCUUUAUGAUCGAACAGGAACAACAGAUUGGCGGGAAGAUUGUCUACGCCAUUUAUCCGGGCGACAAAAGUGGAAACAGCUGGCGAAUUCAGUCGGUCCCGGUAUCCGAGAACACCGAAUUCGAUAAUAGAUGGCCCUUACCGCAAGAAUGGAGAGGUCUGAGAGACAAAGAAUUGGCCGAUAAGAUUGGGGUCGACACCGCCGUCUUUGUUCAUGCCACUGGCUUCAUUGGCGGCGCCAAAACCAAAGAAGAUGCUAUUGAAAUGGCGAAAAAAUCGCUUAAAUUACCCAGAUUGCCCUAG
Molecule: messenger RNA, 1497 nt
Organism: Bursaphelenchus xylophilus (pine wood nematode)
Lineage: Eukaryota; Metazoa; Nematoda; Chromadorea; Rhabditida; Aphelenchoididae
Source: the annotation of a GenBank genome assembly